AUGAAGAUAGCCAAACCAAUUCUAAGAUGGAUGAGCUCUUUUAAGCCAGUUUCUAUAAGCUAUCAGAAUCUAUUAGAAAGCUCUAAUAUAAUCAAUUUAAUAGAAGAAGCAUAUGGUGAAGAUGGGCUUGGGAUAUUAGAAAUUGAAGAAAUACCUGAUUAUCACUCAAAAAGGGUAAAUUUAUUGAAAUUUUCUAGGGAUUUAGCUUUGCUUCCACAAGAAGAAAAACAAAAAAUAACUCUUCCUCAUACAAGGGCUGUAGGAUGAAGUCACGGGAUUGAAUCUUUUAAAGGGGAGCCAGAACUUAAUAAAGCUUCUUUUUAUGCAAAUCCUUUACAAGAUGAAGGAUUUUUAGGGACAAGUUUAUAUAAUGAUAACAUCUGGCCUGACAAUUUGCCUCACUCCCCCCCUUUAAAUUGGAACAAAAUAUAGGUAAAAUUUCCUUUUUUGGUAAAUUAACCCCCCUUUAAAUUGGAACAAAAUUUAAUUUAUAUAAAAAAAAAUUAUAUAUAUUUUUAUCUAAAAAGUUUUGAUAUAAGUUAAGUGUUUCUUCCUAAUUAAAAUUAAAAAUUUAGUUAUAUUUUGCUCUUGUUUAAAGAAGAAAGUAUAAAGAGCAUCUUAUUUAAAUAAAUUUAUUAUCCUUAAUUGCUAAAUUUUAAAAAAAAAUUAAUUUUUUUUUUUUUAAAAUUUUUAAUUAUUUUUUUUGAUAAAAAUGGUAUUUUUUUAUUUAAAUAGUUUUGAUAUAAAUUCAAUUGGAAUUCUUUAUAAAAUUUCAAAAUUUACUUAUUCCUUGCUUUAUUUGAAAGAAUAGAGUGUAAAUAGCAUCUUAUUUAAACAAAAUUAGCACUUUGAUCGAUAAAUUUUCUAAAUUUUUUUUUUUUUUAAUUUUUUUUUUAUCAAUAAAAAUAAUAAUUUUUGUGCAAAUAAUUUUGAUGCUAAUUAAUAGUGGCGUAUUAACUAAUAAUAAAAAUUUAGUUAUACCUUGCUUUGUUUCAAAGGAUAAAGAGUAAAUAGCAUUUUAUUAAAUAAAACUUAUUAAUCUAACUCGAUAAGUUUUUGAAUUUUUUUUUUAUAAAAAAUUUUAUAUUGAUAUUUUUUUUUUAAAAAAAAAAAUUAACCCCCUUUUGAAUUGGAACAAAAUUUUUAGUUCCAAUUUAAAGGGGGGGGGAGUCAGGUUUAAGCCAAUUUUUAAAGAUUUUGGAACUUUGAUUGUAAAAAUAGCUACAGAUUUAGUAUAAAGUUAUAUUAAAAAAAAAUUAUUUAUUUAUUUUUUCUUUUAAUAAUAAUUUCUGUAUAAUUUAUAACUCUAUUUUCAUUCAUUAAAAGCGCAAUUUCUUAGAAAAGUAUAAAAACACAUAGACCUUUAUAUAUCAAAAAAAUGCCCAGACUAUAAAAAAGGAACCCUUGAAGAGGUCUUAAAAACUCAUAACAGUCACAUAGCAAGACUAAUCCACUAUUUUCCACAAGAAAACAGCGAUAAGCAUUGGUGUGAUUGACAUAGUGAUUUUAGUAUUGUGACUGGGCUUACUUGUGCUUUAUAUCUAGAUGAGCAAUCAGGGCAAAUUAUUGAGGAUAAUGAAAUAAAUGAUGAAAGAACUGGACUUUUUAUUAAAAAUAGAAGAGGAGAAGUCAUGAAAGCAAAUUUGACUGGGAAAAAUUUUAUAUCCUUAAUAAGCUUAACUAUAAUUUUUAUUAAAUUUCUAAUAAAAGCGCCUUUUAUAUAAAUAAAAAAUACUUCCAAGUAGGAGAAAUUUCACAAAUUCUCUCAGGCGGCUGACUGAAGCCUACCCCACACUGUGUAAUGACAACUGGUCUCCACUACGGAAUCUCCCGAAACACAUUAGCAGUUUUCUGUGAACCACGUCCUGAAUUUUUAAUGGAAGUCCCAGCUGAGCAUUCCAAACUCUUCGAAAAAUACGAAGGAGUGCCUGCGUUAUCUGAAAGAUGAAAACCAGGCAUGACCUAUGGCGAAUUCAAAGACUCAUCCUUUAGGUAUUAUUCUUAA
This is a messenger RNA of Blepharisma stoltei, 2005 nucleotides long. Lineage: Eukaryota; Ciliophora; Heterotrichea; Heterotrichida; Blepharismidae. The record is from the annotation of a GenBank genome assembly.